Salvia hispanica is the source of this 920-nucleotide messenger RNA. RefSeq lists its product as uncharacterized. The record is from RefSeq and is a predicted model, not a curated record. Gene Ontology annotation, cellular component: Golgi apparatus. NCBI's taxonomy places the organism in Eukaryota, Viridiplantae, Streptophyta, Magnoliopsida, Lamiales, Lamiaceae. Gene Ontology annotation, molecular function: GTPase activity; GTP binding. Gene Ontology annotation, biological process: Golgi to plasma membrane protein transport; protein localization to Golgi apparatus; intracellular protein transport.
GCAGCAUAAUUCACCGACAUAUUUGGGAGCGAGAGCUCUUACUGCAUUUCAAUUCAUUCCACUUCCACGAUUGACAAACGCAGUCUGUGCAGUCGCAAGAUAUUGAAUUCAUAGUUAAUUCCAUAGACAUCAUAGAAGAUAUAAUUGGAGAACCGAAAUCAUUGAGUGAUGUUUUCAUUAUUUUAUGGACUCUGGAAGUACAUGUUCACCAAGAUGGAGUUUCAUGUCCUCAUUCUUGGAAUUGGCAAAGCUGGCAAAACAACAUUACUGGAGAAAGUGAAGUCGCAGUAUUCAAACUUGGAAGGCCUUCCGCCUGACCGGAUUGUUCCAACCGUUGGACUCAAUAUUGGUCGUGUCGAAGCGUCUAAUACGAAACUCGUAUUCUGGGACCUGGGAGGUCAGCCUGGUCUUCGCUCCAUUUGGGAAAAAUAUUAUGAAGAGGCACAUGCUGUAGUUUAUGUUAUCGAUGCUUCUUGUCAAUCUCGUUUUGAAGAUUCAAAAUCUGCCCUUGAAAAGGUUCUUCGGCAUGAGGAUUUGCAAGGAGCUCCACUUCUGAUAUUAGCAAAUAAGCAGGAUCGCGAAGGUGCUGUACCUGCUGAUGAACUUGCUCAGUAUCUGGACCUAAAAAAAUUGAACGAAAGAGAGUACGCAUUUCAAGCAGUUUCGGCAACUGAUGGGCUUGGGAUCAAAGAAAGUGUAAACUGGCUAGUAGAUGCUAUGGAGAGAAGCGAGAGAACAGAUACGUUGCGCGUUCGUGCUGGAUCCAGUGUUGUCUAGAAUUUAUAAUGGUAUAGCGACCUUAUUAUAGAUUCAUAUAUUACUUAGUUUUGUAUUCAAAUCAGGGUUCAGUUUUGUCAUGUGUAUGGUAUGGCAUUGGACCAACACCAAUUUCUAUAGCUUUAUCUAGGCAAAUUGGCUCA